AUGAAAGCCCUACCAUUAUGCUCGAAUUAUAACUUGAUCAGUGAUGCUGCUGCCCUACCACAUAACUGGCUAGGUGCACUUCAAGACGAUGGUAUUGCUCCCCUUGAGGUUGAGGGAACCACUGACCAGCCAGAUGAACAACUGGAAGAAAGACCACAGAGAGACUCCCUUGAGGUUGAGGAAACCACUGACCAGCCAGAUGAACAUCUGGAAGAACCUAUUUCCUCACAAGAUGGUGACACGUCACAAGAAUGUGCAAAUCUGGCAGUGAUGUUCGACACACUGAAGAGAAAGCUGGAAAAUAAUCCAGAGACAUUUAAGGAGCCAGUCAAUGCCAUGUACCAUACUUUCCAAAAGAUGACUGAUAAUAAUAUGGUGUCAGCCAUGUUCAUGUUUGGAAAGUAUGGGACAACUAACUUGGCUCCCCGCAGGUUCCUUGGUUCAUCAUUAGGAUCACACGGACCAAACAUUGGUGUACAACCAACUGCGAUUGCACGACGGAAAGCUGCAAUGGGGGGAAGGAGACGUCUGACAUCUGGCAGACCAACCAAAGAUGCUGCUGUAGCUGAACAUGGCUACUCUAGGACGAGGUCAGAGCGUGUGCUGGGCGUGCAUCAAACAAAGAGAUCCAGAGUUGCCGCUCCUCACUCGCUGAGUCAUGCUACAAGCAUGAAUGUAGCUUUGGGGAAAACGCACAGUGCGCAAUAAAAGUGUAAUUGGCAAAUUAAGUACACUCAACUAAAAAAAGAAGAAAGUAAAUUCACUUUCCAUUCAGAUUUUUUACAGAAGCUUCAAUGAAAAUUCAAUGCAGCAUUAUAGCAUGUAUCAAAUUAAAGGAAAUGUUAUGGCCAUUUAAGCUAGUAGGUGAACCAAAAGAAAAACUUUAGGAAUGAGUGAGCACAUUUGAUUGAUUAUUUUUUCUUCCAAGGUACAAAAGUAAAAAUUGCAAAAAUUGACAGUUUGUCAUUCAUUGUAAAUGCCCUUCUACAACAGUGGGAACGAUAGAUCAAACUUACACAUUGAGAAACUUGGCUAAAAUCACACAAUUGAGCCUUUAUUCUCUGUUUCUACUUCCAACCCCCCCCCCCCUACCCUACAGCC
Messenger RNA from Strongylocentrotus purpuratus (purple sea urchin), 1101 nucleotides. RefSeq lists its product as uncharacterized. Lineage: Eukaryota; Metazoa; Echinodermata; Echinoidea; Camarodonta; Strongylocentrotidae. The transcript has 3 exons. The coding region runs from base 1 to 708 and encodes 235 amino acids. The record is from RefSeq and is a predicted model, not a curated record.